AUGGCCAAAGCCCAUAAAAAGCAAGGCACCAAAACUCUUGACUGUGAAAAGCAUGGUGGAAGUGAAGACUUCAACCUACCCUUUGAGCAAAACAGAGGAUCGAACUAUCAUGUGAAGAACUAGUGGAAACACUGCCAACUUCGUAGUGAGAUGACUGGGGGGGAAGAAAAGCUUAGCCCAAAGAUGAGUUGGCAAGACCAAGCUAAAACAGUAGGUGCUAGCACCCAGCAACAUAAAAAAGCUAAAAUCAAAGAAACAUGGCCUAAAAUUCAGGACCCAGCACCUCCACUAAGAUAUGAUUUGGAGGAAGAAUUUGAAAGCCAUGAGAAAAGGAUGGAAGAAAUGCAAAAGACCAAAGGAAAGCAAACGGAGGAAGAUGAUGAGGAAUAUAAAGAAGACUUAGAAGAGGAGGAAGAGGAAGAUGAUGAGGAGGAAGAUGAUGAGGAAGAUGAUAUUGAUGAUAGUCUUGGUAAAAGCAGUGAGGGGAAUAUCACUAGAGCUAAAGAAAGCACAACAAAUAUAACUAAAAAAAGGGGAAGAGUUUCUCAAAAGAAUCAACCUCCUGAGGUCAAUGAACAAUCUCAACCUCAAGGCACUCAACAGAAACCAAGGGGUAAAACUUCUGAAGCUUGGAAAUAUUUUGUGUGCUUUAUUGGUCCUGAUGGGAAACCAAAGGGGAGGUGUAAAUGGUGUAGUGUUGUCAUAAGAGCUUGUUCUUCAAAUAAUGGGACUUCAGGCCUUAAGAAACACAUAACUAGAUGCAAAUUAAAUCCAGAAAAUUUGAAAAAACAAGCACAAUUGAAGUUGAUAAAGUUUACAACUAUUGAUGGAGGUGAGGCAGUGCAUUUAGGACAGUGGAAGUUUGAUGGAGUGGCAUCUAGGAAGGCAAUUGCUGUGAUGAUUAUUUUAGAUGAGUUACCUUUCAGUUUUGUUGAAAAAGAAGGAUUUUUACAUUUUUGUAAAGUAUGUCUUCCACAACAUUUUAAGCCUCCAUCUAGGAGAAUCAUCACAAGAGAUAUCCUUGCUUUAUAUUGUGACCUUAGAGAUGAUUUGUCCAAAUUCUUUAAGGAUAGGAAGAUGAGAGUCUCUUUAACUACGGAUACAUGGACUUCACAAAAUAAAAUCUCUUAUAUGUCUCUCACUGCUCACUUUAUUGAUGAUAAUUGGAAUUUGCAAAAGAAGAUAUUGUGCUUUGUCCCUGUGGAUAGUCAUAAAGGGGAGGACUUAGGGGAUAUGUUAGAGAGAUGCUUAAGAGAGUGGGGCAUUGAUAGGGUUUAUUGUAUUACUGUUAACAAUGCUAGUGCAAAUGAUGUGUUGGUUAGGUCAUUGAGAGAAUGCCUUAACAAAUGGGGGACUAGUGUGUUACGGGGGAAGGAUUUGCAUAUGCGUUGUGUAGCACACAUCGCAAACUUAGUUGUCCAUGAUGGUAUGAAAUUAUACAACAAUUCUGUGGAAUCAGUAAGAGCUUGUUGCAAGUGGGUUAGGCAAAGCACUUUAAGGGUAAAAACUUUUAAGGAUGUGGUUGCAUUCGAGGAGAUUGAUUUCAAAAAGAAUGUGUGCUUAGAUGUUCCCCAUAGGUGGAACUCAUCUUAUGAUAUGUUGCAAAGGGCUGAGAAGUAUGAACAAGCAUUUGCCAGGCUCGCAAGGCAAGAAAAAACAUUCAGAGAUGAAUUGAAUGCUCCAAGUGCUCCUGGAAUUCCAGACUUUGAGGAUUGGGAAAACAUCAGAAGACUAACUAGAUUCCUUGAGCAUUUCUAUUUGUUCACUUUGAAGGUGAGUGGGAGCUGGUAUUGUACUAUUAAUUUAUUGUUACAUGAAUUGUGUGAGAUUAAUACUCUUAUAAACAAAUGGGAAAGCUCCAAAGAGGCUGACUUAGCUGCUUUGGCAUGGAACAUGAAGGAGAAGUUUGCAAAAUAUUGGGGGGAUCCAACAAAAAUGAAUAAGAACAUUUUUUUUGCGGUGGUGUUGGAUCCUAGUCAAAAAAUGGGAUAUUUAAAUUGCCUUCUUGGGGAUUUGUAUCCAGAGCCGGAAGGAAAAGCAAAAGAAUAUGGAUGCUGGAUUGAAGCUGAAUUGAGAAAGUUGUUUGAUUUUUACAAGACUGAAAUAGAAAAUCAGAAUGAGAAUUGUGGUAGUAAUAGCACAAAUGCCACAUCUGGUUCUAGUGGGGGGCAAGGGCCUAAUCAAAAUAACCUUAAUCACCUUGUUGGAUCUAAACAAAGUGGUGGGAAUGGUCUUGGUGGUGUUGCAAGCUUAAGGGCAAAUAGGAAUGGCAACGUUUCUUCUUGCCAAAGUGAACCAGGAAACAAGAAAGGGAUGAAGGAUACUGAGAGAUUUAGAAGAUAUUUAUCGGAGGCAGCUCAGGAAAAGAAUGAGCAAUCAGAGCUUGACAUCUAUCUCAAAGAUAAAUUAGAAAUCAUGGAAAAUGAUGCUCAAUUUUAUGAUGUUCUUUCAUUUUGGAGGCUCAAGAGUGGGAGAUUUCCUGUUCUUGCAGCAAUGGCACAAGAUAUUUUAGCUAUUCCAGUUUUAACAGUGGCAUCUGAAUCAGCUUUCAGCACAAGUGGUCGUGUGUUAGAUGACUUUCGGAGUUCCUUAACUCCUAAGAUGGCACAAGCUCUAGUAUGCACACAAGAUUGGCUAAGGAAAAAAAGAAAACAUGUCAAUAUUACUCUUGAUUGUGAGGAUUUAGAUGAAUUAGAGGAAGCGGAAGCAGAAUAUAGGAAGAAGUUACGUUCAUCACUUCUAGAUGGUUGACAUUUGCUGCUGUGCAUGUGAAAUUUCGGAUUUGUUUUUUGGGUUGCUUAUUGCUGCAAAUGCUACUAGCUGUUGCUAUAAAUAUUGCUUUUGGAUUUAGUUUUUGGGUAGCUUAUUACUGCAAAUGUUACUAGCUGUUGCUAUUUGGGUUGCUUGUUGCUGCAAGCUUGUAAAUGCUGUUGGCUGUUAUUAUAAAUAUUGUUUUUUGGG
Molecule: messenger RNA, 2961 nt
Organism: Rubroshorea leprosula
Lineage: Eukaryota; Viridiplantae; Streptophyta; Magnoliopsida; Malvales; Dipterocarpaceae
Source: the annotation of a GenBank genome assembly